AUGGCUAGACGACCGCUACCAAAGACGAGGAAGGGCCCGCGGGCCCGCAAAAACAAGCCGCGCGUCAUCCCGGAACAGGAUCGUCGCAUCUGCGGCAGCAUCUGUCUGUGCCAGCUGACGAUAGUUGCCAGCUGCGUCGCCAUCGUCUAUCUGACGGUGGUCGUGUACCUACCGUCACACCGUGUCUUUAGAUCAAGCAUCAAUCCCGUACCUGUUAUGUGCCACACCGCCGAAACCGUCAUGAUGAAGAACAACUGUCCCUGGGCAUCAUGCGGCGAGUGGUGCCUCACCAGGACCACUGGAUUCUGCCCCCAGAUCCACGUCACGGUGAGGCGCAAUGGAACAGAAAUACUGUUCCAGGACUGUACGAACAUCCACAACGUCGAUUGCCCCCAGGUUAAUCCCUCAUCACUUCCAAAAUUCAACUGUAACAACGGGUCGGAGUGUGGAGCGCUGACCGGCUUCUACUCGUGUAAAAACGGCCAUUGUGACGGCAUGUCGAAAAUGCACGAGUGUACCUACAAGGCGGAUGGCCUUGUCAUCGAUAGCGAGCGCGACAAUGCCAAGCUCAACGGCUACUUCCUCUGCAAGAAGGCCCGCUGUACCAAGGUGAGCUCUAUUUAA
Messenger RNA from Schistocerca serialis cubense, 624 nucleotides. RefSeq lists its product as uncharacterized. Gene Ontology annotation, biological process: regulation of sodium ion transport. Gene Ontology annotation, molecular function: sodium channel regulator activity. The transcript has 2 exons. Lineage: Eukaryota; Metazoa; Arthropoda; Insecta; Orthoptera; Acrididae. The coding region runs from base 1 to 624 and encodes 207 amino acids. The record is from RefSeq and is a predicted model, not a curated record.